AAUCAAAUGGCAUCAAAACCCCAAAUCUUUCGGGUUUACGCAUCUCAUCUUCCAUUUUCUCCCUAAAUAUUUUAAUCACUAAGAUAAUGCACACACGAUUCUGUCUGACACAAAUUUACCCAAUUCCUUUCCUUUUUCUUUGCAGAUCGAUAACUCAACCAAACUUCCAAUUAAAUACUCUCAAACCCUCUCUCAUUUACUCCAGAAUUUUAAUUCUUUACAAGAACCCAUUGAUCUUGCUCAGAGCUUAUCGUAAUGGGUCUUUUAAGGUUUAUUUAAGUCGUGGGGUUAGUUUCUUGUCUUAAUGAACAUGGGGGGUUUUAUGCUUUGUCUCCCAAACAAAGGCAAUCCGAUUUCAUAUUUUUAAUUCUGUAUGUGUGUCUGUGUGUGUCUGAUCUCACAGUAUGGGUCACUGCCAUUAAAGCUGAAGUGAACCUUUUAAGUCUGCUAGUUGAUCUUGUUUGUGGGUUUGUUUAUUUAUGCUGUGGGUCUAGCCUAGGUUUUAAAAAAAUGUGUUCUUGAACAUUUUGCCUGUAAGGUGUUCGAUAAAAAUCCUCAAAGAAUAUGGGAUCUGAAAAUGCAUUUUUCUCCGCAAGCGAGUUUAGUUUGGAAGCGAAGUGGGUAAUCGAUCCGAAGCUUCUUUUCGUUGGUCCGAAGAUCGGCGAGGGUGCUCAUGGCAAAGUAUACGAGGGCAAAUACAAAAACAAAAUCGUCGCCAUUAAAAUUGUGAAUAAAGGCGAUACGCCAGAGGAGAUAGCGAAGAUAGAAGGUCGUUUUGUGAGAGAAGUCGCAAUGUUAUCAAAAGUGCAACACAAGAAUUUAGUAAAGUUCAUAGGAGCUUGCAAGGAACCAGUCAUGGUGGUAGUCACCGAGCUUCUUACCGGUGGAACUUUGAGAAAAUACUUAGUGAAUAUGCGACCCAAUGGGUUGGAGACACGUGUCGCUAUUGGAUUUGCUCUUGAUAUUGCUCGUGCAAUGGAAUGUUUACACUCUCAUGGGAUCAUUCAUCGCGACUUAAAACCUGAAAAUUUGCUGCUUACGUCAGACCACAAAUCUGUAAAACUUGCUGAUUUUGGUUUAGCAAGAGAAGAAUCAUUAACAGAGAUGAUGACAGCAGAAACUGGAACAUAUAGAUGGAUGGCUCCAGAGCUUUAUAGCACUGUGACAUUAAGGCAUGGAGAAAAGAAGCAUUAUAACCAUAAAGUAGAUGCAUACAGUUUUGCCAUUGUUUUAUGGGAGCUUAUACACAACAAAUUACCAUUUGAAGGAAUGUCAAAUCUACAAGCUGCAUAUGCAGCUGCUUUCAAGAAUGUAAGACCAAGUGCGGAUGACCUCCCAGAGGAUUUGGCUAUAAUUGUGACAUCUUGUUGGAAAGAAGAUCCAAAUGCUCGACCAAAUUUCACUCAAAUAAUACAAAUGCUUCUUCAUUACUUAUCAAACAAUACACAAAUGGGACCCACAUCCAUCCCACCUCGAAUUUUCACCUCCCAAAAUACCAUCUUUUCACCCGAAUCACCUGGCACAAGCACAUUAAUGGGGGCAAAGGAUGAAUCGGUUGAAACACCAAAAACUCCAGUUGGAAAUAGCCCUCGAGGUCUAUUUUCGUGUUUUUAUCAAUGUUGUUGAUGAUAAAGAUGAGAGGUUGGAAAUAUAUAUAAGAUCAUGUAUAGAAUGAAAGUAGUAAGAAAAGAAGAUUAGUUGGAGAUUUAGGAGGUGUUUUGUGUUAGUUUUUAAUGGAGAAAUAUGGACUUGAAGUUGUUUAAAAGAGAUUUCUUAGAUGCCGUGUUAGCAUACCAACGGUGAAAAGCCAUUUGAAAUGGAGUUUGAGAGUCAAGAGACAGUCAAAGUUUUGAGUGUCAGCAGUUGCAGUGUCAAAGAUUUUGUUUUGCUAUGUACCGGAUUGGUUAUCUAGUAGACUGUUGUGUAUCUGUUGUGUAAGUGAAAUAGACUACGUCUUAAGAUGGGAUGGUGUGGGCCAGCUUAAAGUUUCUAGAUGCUAAAAUUGUGUGAAAAGGGGUAGGGUUGAUGUGAUGUUGUAGGUGUAAGAAAUAAAGUCCAUCCAAAGGGCCCUUUUUAUACCCCUUAAGUUAUAAAUGUGUCCAACUUUUUGCUUUUAAGUUGUACUUUUUUGCAUAUCAAAUUGCCAUAGAUUUGUUUGUAUUCUUCACUACUUCAAUGAUCAAUGCAUUGGACCAAAUUGUGUACUCUUCA
Molecule: messenger RNA, 2211 nt
Organism: Lactuca sativa (garden lettuce)
Lineage: Eukaryota; Viridiplantae; Streptophyta; Magnoliopsida; Asterales; Asteraceae
Product: serine/threonine-protein kinase STY13
Biological process (GO): protein phosphorylation; signal transduction
Cellular component (GO): cytoplasm
Molecular function (GO): ATP binding; protein kinase activity
Source: RefSeq, a predicted model, not a curated record